Molecule: messenger RNA, 1728 nt
Organism: Daldinia decipiens
Lineage: Eukaryota; Fungi; Ascomycota; Sordariomycetes; Xylariales; Hypoxylaceae
Product: NAD(P)-binding protein
Exons: 4
Coding region: 278-1138 (286 amino acids)
Molecular function (GO): oxidoreductase activity
Source: RefSeq, a predicted model, not a curated record
CGUGAGGUAAGCACCUGCAGUCAGAAAUCCUAUACCUAUUAGGUACGGGCCAGAUGCCACUACCUAGGGUUUAGGUUAGGUACCUAACCUAGGUAGGUACAUAAGGUAGGUACCUUCCACUAAUGUCCUCGUCUUUUCAGCUCUCCUUCCGUUGAUUACCUACAAAUAUCUCUCACGUUCAACCGCAAUUACAAGAGCUGCUUCAUAAUUAAUACUACCUGUUACACUUUUCAAACUCAGGAAUUAAGAAUAUCACCAAUUUUACCUAUUUAAAGCAAUGGCCUCUCCCUCAGUAGAACCCAAUGAUCUCUUCGGAGUCAAAGGGUUAGUCGUCGUUGUAACGGGAGGGGGAAGCGGUAUUGGUCUCAUGAUGGUAAAUGCCCUGGAGAGCAACGGUGCGAUUGUCUACGUUAUUGGUCGCCGCAAGGAGACUCUAGAGAAAGCUGCUGCCACUGCUAAGCAUGGAAACAUUCGAAUAAUCCAAGGCGAUGUGUCUAACAAGGCCGACCUUGAACGGGCCGUCGCCGAGAUCAAGUCAGCAGUAGGAUAUGUCAAUGUUGUUGUAGCAAAUUCUGGUGUAUCAGGCCCUACGAUGGGCGCAUUGCCGCAAAACCCCAGUAUUUCGGAUUUCCGCAACUUUGUUUUCGGCUGGGAUACGGCUGAAUUCAAUAACACAUAUGCCAUAAACUCUACAGGCGUGUUUUUCACCGUCGCUGCAUUCCUAGAGCUUCUCGACGAAGGAAACAAGCGUGGAAAUCUGAAGCAGAAGAGCCAGGUUAUAGCGACGUCCAGCAUUGGAGCAUACAACAGAAUCCCUGCUGCUGGAUACGCAUACGGAAGCUCUAAGGCUGGAGUGGUCCAUAUGAUGAAGCAGCUGGCAACCGCUCUUGUGCCGUAUGGCAUUCGAUCCAAUGUCAUCGCCCCAGGAUUCUACCCAAGCGAAAUGACCGAGCCUCUGCUGCAAAACCGACCAACUCAGGAGUGGCCCAAGAGCAUUGUUCCCGAGCAGAGACUUGGUGAUCAGGAAGAUGUUGCCGGCGCGAUUCUGUUCUUGGUGAGCAAGGCUGGCGCUUAUAUCAAUGGAAACGUGCUGGUGACAGACGGAGGACGAUUAGGCGUUGUACCUGCCGCGUAUUAAAAUGAUUUAGAAUGUCUUGAAGAUAUAGCUAUUACUAUAGCCUGAAAAGGGGCUCCUGCUGAGUCGCUUGCAACAUGAAGAUUUAGAUACACUAAAUAGGUAUGCUAUAGCUUCUGAGUAUUCCAAUUAGUUAGCUCCCAAUGCUACAGUCACAUCUCCCCAUUUCUCAUCAUGAACUAUCGGGAUUUUCUAACCAAGUUGCAAGCUUUUCUCCUCCCCUCGGGAUAAAUCUAGCGCGCCACCCGCGUGGGGUGCCAACAAAGGCCAUGCCUUGUAACCCCUUAAUCGGAUCAAUUGCCUCUAUUGUUUCUCCUUCAGCUGGUAGGAUACGGAAAUGUGCAAUUAGGUGCAAGAACACCGUGUAUAAAGCAUUAUGAGCCAGAUGCGAUGCCACGCACAUACGCCCACCGAUUCCAAAUGCGAAUUGGUGGGCGUGUGCAUUAGAAGAAUUUUGCAGCCAGCGCUCGGGGAUAAACGUUUCUGGUUCAGUGAAGAGUUCCGGAUCUGGAGUGGAGGACUUAGUUUCAAGCGGACAGUCAAGUUUAUGUAGUCGUCGGAAGAUUUAAGACGUACCUCGAUUACAAGCCCAG